UCCACACUCAUCAUCUGGGGCUGGUACAAUAGGCCAGUUAGUGGCUGACGUACCAAGUGGACUCAGUCCCCCCCUAAACCAAGAAACUGACUGAAAACUAGCACACAGCCAUAAUGUGGGAAUUAUCUUACAAGGUCGUGAUGAUGUAUUUCCAAUAGUGCACCCCUGUGGGAAAGUUAUGACAAUUUCUGUCACAGGAUAGGACACGGUUGAUGCAUUUCCACAAGUUUUGUUCUUCAUGAGUUGUCUAGUAAAUGUGAAAAAUAUGGCAAACAACAGUAGCUGGAUUACUCAUAUAACUUGAUAAACGUGUCUGGAUUUAUAUAUCUAUAUUGUUACUUUUCGUUGGUUUGGAUGAUGUGGCUCCAGUGAAGAAUUACUGUUCCAAGUGAUGAUGUCUGGCAUCGAUUUUGGACUGAGAAAGGAGAAUCUAGGAAGUUUACCUCAGACACCAUCUGCAAUGAUCCUGCCAACUGGAGACAAGAAAAAUGCAGGAACCCCCAGAGAACGUCUCAGAGACGCAGCAGUGAUGAGAUUGCUAGUCCAAGCGGUGAAGGAUGCAAUAUAUAUUGAACUCAACAAGGAUCUUCUGAGGGGUCCACCCGAAGUGUCAGAGCACACAGAAAAAUGUACAUCCAUUCCGUGUGUUACAGGUGCAGCUGCAGUUGUGUUAUGGUUGAACGAGUCUGUGCUUCAGCUCUAAGGUGGUUGUAAACGUAAAUGCCUGCAACUCACCAGCACGAGACCUCAAGUGACUUGUCUGCCAUAAGAGGAAGGGAUGUUGCUGUACAGUCAUAACGAGCAAGUUACAGCAUUUCUCUGACGUCCAUUAUGCUGUCCUAUCAUCCAUGCAUGGCUCUUUCAGAUAGCCUUUUCUCUUGUAGCUAUGCCACCGGAAUCUCUGCAUGUCAAGACUGAAGUGAAAAUCUGGACAUGUGAGGACUGAAGUGAAAAUCUGUGCAUGUCAGGACUGAAGUGAA
Messenger RNA from Cryptotermes secundus, 980 nucleotides. RefSeq lists its product as uncharacterized. The transcript has 4 exons. NCBI's taxonomy places the organism in Eukaryota, Metazoa, Arthropoda, Insecta, Blattodea, Kalotermitidae. The coding region runs from base 392 to 703 and encodes 103 amino acids. The record is from RefSeq and is a predicted model, not a curated record.